AUGAUCAAAGCUGCUCUGCCUACGAUGAAGAGUAGCAGGAAGGAUCGUGGCCCUGCUUCGAUUGCUUUCAUCCCUGAUGGUGAUGUAAUAGAUUGUGUUUUAUCUCACAUUCAACCAGCAUUUGAUCAUCCAGAGCUUCAAGGAAAGAAUCCCCUGGAUCCACCGAGAGACCAAAAAGCAAUUAAACAAGAGAGGCAGUGGCAGAGAGCUAUCAGCUCUGGGCAGAUUCAGAAGCUGGUUGACAGGGAUCAUGGCAUUUGGUAUAGAAUAUGCACAAUGGUUAUGGAAGAACUGGCAAGUUUGAUAUUGGAUGUGAAGAAUUUGAUAGUAGAAAUGCUUCAAGCUGCAAAGUCCCCAAAUAUGCUGUAA
Dovyalis caffra is the source of this 369-nucleotide messenger RNA. The record is from the annotation of a GenBank genome assembly. Lineage: Eukaryota; Viridiplantae; Streptophyta; Magnoliopsida; Malpighiales; Salicaceae.